AUGCUUCUUAUUAUUUGUCUUGUUGGACUUAUGUUAUUGAUAUUUGUCUAUGGUCAUAUGAUUAUUGAUUGGAUUAUUGCAUGGAUUUUUCUGAGACAUUCUUUGAUUCGAUUCAAUAAACGACCUAUUCGAAUUCUUCUUGUAAGACAUGGCCAGUCUGAGGGAAAUGUUGAUCCAGGAAUUUUAACCACUAAACCAGAUCAUGAACUUAUUCUUACUUCUCUUGGUGAACAACAAGCUAUGGAAGCAGGAAAAAAGAUUGUAAAGUUGAUUAAUAAUGAAUCCCUGUAUGUUUAUUUAAGUCCUUAUCGACGUGGAUUACAAACAUGGGAAGGUAUUUAUAAAUCUUUAGAGGAUUCUCAAAUAAUAACAAUAAGACAAGAUCCUCGAUUACGUGAACAAGAAUUUGGUAAUUUUACUGAUCUUUCAAUUCGAGAUAAUGAAGUAGCUGAACGACAACGUGUUGGUCGAUUCUUCUAUCGUUUUCGUACUGGUGAAAGUGGAGCAGAUGUAUAUGAUCGUGUUUCACUCUUUCUUGAUAUGAUUUUUCAUGAAAUGGACAAUGGAUAUCAUGAUAAAACACAAAAUAUAUUAAUCGUUUCACAUGAAGUUUUUAUUCGUCUUUUACUUAUGCGUUAUUUUCGUAUGACAGUUGAUGAACAUAUGAAUAUUCAACGUUUUGAUAAUGGUGAACUUGUCAUCCUAGAGAAAAACAACGGCAUUUAUACAAUGAAAAAUCAACUUUCUCUGCCAACAAAAACAUCGUAA
This is a messenger RNA of Adineta ricciae, 768 nucleotides long. Lineage: Eukaryota; Metazoa; Rotifera; Eurotatoria; Adinetida; Adinetidae. The record is from the annotation of a GenBank genome assembly.